UCCAGCUCGGCUCCUACACUCCGGCCGACCAAAAAUAAAACGGCGACAAAAACAAUAACGGCAGUCGUCAAGCGGCUCGACUGGUGUCUGCGCGGUGUGUAGCAGGGACGUGCCGCUGCAGACAUGAACGGUAUCACCAAGGGCCGGUUCGAGGUGUUCUCAAACAGCGAUGAAGCCCCCAUUAACAAGAAGCUCCCCAAAGAGCUUCUUCUAAGAAUAUUCUCCUAUCUAGAUGUGGUUACACUCUGUAGGUGUGCCCAAGUAUCCAAGGCGUGGAACGUCCUGGCCCUGGAUGGCAGUAACUGGCAAAAGAUUGACUUGUUCAACUUCCAGACAGACAUAGAGGGCCGGGUGGUGGAGAACAUUUCGAAGCGAUGCGGAGGCUUCCUGAGGCAGCUGAGCCUCAGGGGCUGCCUGAGUGUGGGAGAUGCCUCCAUGAAGACAUUUGCUCAGAACUGCAGAAACAUCGAAGUGCUGAACCUGAACGGCUGCACCAAGAUCACAGACAGCACCUGUCUCAGCCUCAGCAAGUUUUGCUCCAAACUCAAACAGCUAGAUCUUACUUCCUGUGUGUCCAUCAGCAACCACUCCCUCAAGGCCCUCAGCGAUGGCUGCAGAAUGCUGGAGCUGUUGAACCUGUCAUGGUGCGACCAGAUCACACGUGAUGGCAUUGAGGCUCUGGCUAGGGGCUGCAAUGGUUUACGAGCACUGUUCCUCAGAGGCUGCACACAGUUGGAUGAUGGAGCGUUGAAACACCUUCAGAAACACUGCCCAGAACUCACCACCAUCAAUAUGCAGUCUUGCACACAAAUAACAGAUGAAGGCCUGGUCAGUCUGUGCCGAGGAUGCCACAAGCUACAGAUCCUGUGUGUGUCUGGCUGCAGUAACAUCACUGAUGCCUCCCUCACUGCGAUGGGACUCAACUGUCCCCGACUCAAGAUCCUUGAAGCUGCACGAUGCUCCCAUGUUACAGAUGCUGGGUUCACUGUACUGGCCAGGAACUGUCAUGAGCUUGAAAAAAUGGACUUAGAAGAAUGUAUUUUGGUGACAGAUAACACCCUGGUUCAGCUGUCUAUCCACUGCCCUCGCCUGCAAGCACUGGUAAACCUUUACACCUGCAGCUCUGAUUUUAUGCCAGGUUCUGCAUCCAUAUGGAGCUUUAAUCCAUUUAUCUGUGUGUCUCCAACCCUGCUGUGCCCUGGACAGUCCCUGUCCCACUGCGAGCUGAUCACUGAUGAUGGCAUCAGAGCUCUGAGCAGCAGUACCUGUGGCCAAGAGCGCCUCACUGUGGUGGAACUGGACAACUGCCCCCUGAUCACUGAUGUGACCCUGGAGCACCUGAAGAGCUGCCAUCGUCUGGAGCGCAUUGAGCUGUACGAUUGUCAGCAAGUCACCAGGGCUGGCAUCAAACGCAUCCGGGCCCACCUUCCAGAGAUCAAAGUCCAUGCCUACUUUGCCCCAGUGACACCCCCUCCUUCUGUACAUGGAGGUGGCCAGCGUCUGUGCCGCUGCUGCAUCAUCCUCUGACAGUGGAGGGCCAGGGGGGGCCACCUCUGUCUACAGGUCCUGCUGCUCUGAUAUGGGCUGAAAUUGGGUGGGAGGGGGGGGGACUGGGGUAGCUCUAGGGGAGAGGAGGGGCUGGACCCACUCACUGCUCCUGAUCACUGAUCAAUACAUAGACUGAUCGCCACUGAUCCCUGAUCAGUUGAACCCGUCCCUCCUCUCUCCUCUUGCUCACCAAUCAGCAUUGCAGCAGCCCCGGGUUUGGACGUGGAGGGGUGGGUGGAAAGAACAUGGAUGGAUGGACUUUUUCUCGCUCUGUCUCCUUCUCUCUUUCUCAAUGUAAAGACAAAAACAGGUUCUCCAUUCUGCUCCUCACACCCCUGACUCCCCACCUGUGGGCAAAGAGGACUGCGUCUGGACAGCUGGAGAUGGGGGGGGGGUCUGAACAGUGGAACUACAAUGCAUCACGUUCAAACUAAAAAAAAAAAAGAAAAAAAGAUGAUAUUGUCAUCUUGGACAACAGUUCGCUCUCUAUGGA
Chelmon rostratus (copperband butterflyfish) is the source of this 2041-nucleotide messenger RNA. RefSeq names its product F-box and leucine-rich repeat protein 2 (gene fbxl2). NCBI's taxonomy places the organism in Eukaryota, Metazoa, Chordata, Actinopteri, Chaetodontiformes, Chaetodontidae. The transcript is spliced from 13 exons. Gene Ontology annotation, cellular component: SCF ubiquitin ligase complex. Gene Ontology annotation, biological process: SCF-dependent proteasomal ubiquitin-dependent protein catabolic process. Bases 124 to 1527 code for a protein of 467 amino acids. The record is from RefSeq and is a predicted model, not a curated record. Gene Ontology annotation, molecular function: protein binding.